Molecule: messenger RNA, 6303 nt
Organism: Diachasma alloeum
Lineage: Eukaryota; Metazoa; Arthropoda; Insecta; Hymenoptera; Braconidae
Product: COP1-interactive protein 1
Exons: 4
Coding region: 549-4691 (1380 amino acids)
Source: RefSeq, a predicted model, not a curated record
CCUGUGACUGACGCCUGUGUAACCCUCUGAAUAAUAGCUUUCAUGAUCUCACCACCAACAACCAAAUAUUCAUAACAACAAAAAUGACUAUUCUCAACAAUUAGCCAUUCAAGCCAAUUUAAAGUGAAAGUGAAACUUGUUUUUUUUCCUCCAACCGAGUGGCUGCUCUAUUAUGUUUACCGACAAAACAGUCAACCAAUGGGAUGCAAGAUGCCAUCCGGAAAACUCACUUCCCGCGUGUCCACUUCCUACAAUGCCAUUUGACUUUUCAAAGAUUGUUUACAAGCACUCUCAGUACCGAAAAUUUACCCACCCAAAUGACCACAAUUCCCCAUAAAUUCUCCUCAAAUUAUCCAAAAGUGUUUAAAAUGAAAGUGAACAAUUGCCCAAAACCCAUAAUAUUGUUAUUAAAUCAUGUGUGAUUGUGAAUAGAUGACCCACUUGUUGCAUUUAGGUUAUGGCGUUUAUAAACAAAAGAUAUUUCGUGAAAAUUUGUUCAACAAAGAGUGAAUGUACAUUGAUGUGAUAAAUAAACGUGUUCAUCUGGAAUGCAGAGUCGCGUUGGAAUGGAGGCUCCUGGUUUGAGUCUCUUCCAGGGUUCUGACAGUAUACACAUUAGUGGUGGAGGGCAGCGACAGGAGGAGGAGGAGGAGCAGGAGGAUCAGAGGCGACGUAAUGAGGAGCUGAAGAAUAUACUGACAAAUGCCUUCGACGAUUUCGAGGACGACGAUGAUGCUAAUUCAGUGAACAGCAGUCACAACUGCACUGAUGCAUCACGAGGUGUGGACAGCAGUAUAAUAGACAAGAGUUCAAUACACGAGAGGGAGGAGAAAGGUCCAACGGUGUCGCAGUAUCAGAAUGAGUUUGGUGUCUAUGGACAGCGUGAUACGAGCUCCUUCCCCCCCAGUGACACUGAUAAGGGGCCAACUGUCUCUGAUAUGCAGAGAGAGUUUGGAGUUUACGGUCGCUUAUCGACGCCACACAAUAAUAAUAGGGAUAACAAGUCCUUGAAUUCGGUGGGUGAGAGUCCUUAUGAAUUACCAAGGCCUCCUAGUUUGACGAAUCCAGCAUCUUACCCUCACGAUCUCAGAGCCCAAAUCAAUGAUGGCUACACAUUGCUGGAGAAUUAUCCGUACAAUUAUCAGACUCCCUCCAAUCAUUACGAUGGAGUCAAGCUAAAUUAUCAGAAUAAUGGGUACAUUGGAGCUUAUGAGAACAACAUAGCUCAGAGGGACUCGCGGGAUUAUGGUGGUGGUGGUGAUAAUGAUAUUGAUUCGGAGCAUCACAAUCACUGCUACAAAACCAGUCCCAAUGGUUGUGCAAUUAACGACACUAGUGCGUACAUAAGAGCUGAGUACAACAGCAAAGAGCAGCUUGAGGUUUUGUAUUCAGUUAGGAUGAGGGAGAUUCAACAGCUCACUGAGAAGCUUCAGCAGGUACACCUGGAAAAGGAGGAGGAGAAGGAGCAAUUGAUGAGGAAGUUGGCGCUGGCACAGGCUGAGAUUGAACGAUCAAACUUGUCGAGGAAUCAAGCGCAAAAUUCACUGGUUGAUGCUAAAGCCGAGAUUGUUGAGCUGCAGAACCAGGUGGCGGAUUUUCAGGAGAAGAUUGCAGUGAUGGAGAAGACGAAUCAAAAUAUGGUUGAGGAUCUGUCGGUGGCGAGGAGCUCGGUGGUGGAGUUGCAGCAGAAGAUCAGUGUUCUUGAGAGGGUGCAGACGCUUCAGGCUAAUGACAAGACGCAUGAGAAAUUCCUGAAACAAGCGCAAGAGAAACAUGCUGUUGAGAUGAGAAACAUGCAGACACAGAUCGAUUUGCUUACGGAUAAAUUGAAUGCCAAGGAAUCUUCAUACGUUGCGUUAGAGCACAAACUAGCUGAUGUACGAAGAGCCCAUGAGACACUUAUGGUGGAGAAGGGCGACGCGAUGAAUCGUUUGGCCGAGGCUCUUGAGUUGAGUCAGACUCAAUGCAGAAAUCUCAUGACUUCGAAUGACGCUCAGGAGAAUAUGCAGCUUCAGGGCAAAGUAAAAUUGCUGUCUCACGAGAAAGAGGAACUGCGAAAAAUGAUACAAGAUUUGCAGCAUAAAUUAGAAGUGGCUAAAUCAGACGCCCAUCACUACGAAUCUCUCCUCACUACGACAAUGGAAGAAGGGUCUGAUUCAAUUCGUCAAAUGAAACUCGGUGAAUUUCACAACAAAUCUCGAGCGAACGACGACAUAACGAAUAAAUUGCAAGGUGAACUCCAGCGUUGCAUAGCAGGGCAGGCUGUAAAACGAAAAGAAAUUACACGUCUCGAGAACACUAUAGCUCAGAAAGACAAGGAGCUGGAGAAGACCCAAACCCUCGCCGAGACCUGUCAGCAAGAGGCAGCACGUUAUGCAAAACGAGUCAACGAGCUGGAGCAGGAAUUAAAAUCACUGCUAACAGAGCACACAGUCAAAGCAAACUCCCAAAUUCAAAGAUUAUCAGAACAUCUGACAGAAAUGAAGAGUAUGAACGAAACUCUUCGUCGAGAAAAAGAAGAUUUGGAACAGAAAUUGGAGGAAACUUUGGCACAUCAGGAGGAGACAUUGCAAAAACUUCAUCAGGAGACUCUUCACCAACGCGAAAAUCAAAUGAUUGAUGAAUACAACAAAGAGUACCUAGAGAUGCAUGACAAAGCUAUUGAGAGGGUUCGACAAGAGGCUCAGGACGAGAUCCUUCAAUUGACAGUUCAACUGGAACAAACGCAAAAGGAACUAAAUCGAGUGAAAGAAAUGUAUAUAGACGUGUGUGGAACUAAAGAGCAAUUGAUCAACGAUCAUCGAAAUGAGAUUCAAGAGUUGAAAUCAACUUACGCCAAGUUUAAUUCUCAAAAAGCUGAAUUGGACAGAAUAAAACGAGAAUUCGAGGGGCAAAUAAAAAUCUCUUCGAGAUUAACACAUGAGUGUGAAGCGCAUAAAAACAAGAUAAUGGAAUUGGAAAAAGACUUGAGUAGUGAAAGGAAACAUCGAGUGGAGUAUCGUAAGAAGAUUGACGCUGAAAUUGAAAGAGCCAAAGAAGAAGCCCUGGCUGAGUUACGAAACGCCCAUCCAAACCACCAAAUAAGUGUUCUUUUCCCUGAUCACUGUACAGAGCAUUCCGAGAGAAUCGCUGAGCUCGAGGAGGACUGCAAACGUCUAGAGCAGAAGUUGUCAAGUGCUGUUGAGGAACAAAGAAAACUCCUUGAGCUUCAGAGUGAACUGGACAAUGCAAAAAUUAAAAUAGCACAAAUGGAAAUAGCCCAUGAAACUAUGAAGCAGAAAUGCGAGACUGUUAAAAAGGAAAAGCAAGAUUUAUCGAUGAAACUCGCAAAAUCCGAACAAGAACUGUCCAAUUCACGAACUAAUAAAACAGAUGAUCCUAAAUUGCACAAUUAUUCUAUUAAAAUCCAGAUGGAGAACGAGACAUUGAAGGAUAAGUGCGACAGUUUACUGAAGGACAAAAUGGAGUACAAAAAACGAUUAUCAGAAAUGCAGAUGCAUCUCAAUGAUAGCAAGAAAAAGAUAGCCCAAGGGGAGCAUAAUGUUAGUCGACCAAAUGACAGCCUAUCAAAUACUCGAGGUGAUCUGGAGAAGGAGUUGAAUCAGUAUAAAGAUAUUGUUAAAAAAUUAACAGACCAAUUAAACACUAGUAGUGACGGUAGGAAGAGGGACAUGUACCUGGAUGUCAGAGUAAAGCAGUUGGAGCUGGAACUUCAGGAGAAGGAUGCCCAGUUGCAGAGAUUAAAGGAGUUGGAUAGGAUCAAAGCUGAGAGGGACCAAUUAGUGACAAAACUGAAAACUCAAGCAAUGCAGUUUGAGCAGUAUGUUAAGAGUCAGAGGCAAGUGUCGGCUGAGUUGAAUCUCUCUCCUCGAAGUAUGCAGGAUGGGAUUGACUUUCAGAAGCUCCAAGAAAUGCCAAAUGAGGAGAUACAGCCGAAAGCUGAAGAGUUGAGAAUGAUUGAGGAUCAGCAUAGGGAGAAGCAGAAACAUAUUGAGGAGAAGUAUAAAUCAGUUUUAAUCGAGUUGAACAAACGUUAUGAUGAGAAAACAAAGGAAUUAGAGGCCGCGAAGGAAGCAAUAAUGGCGGAGAAGUUGAGGCUGCAUAAUUCGUUCAAGGAGCAGAAGCAGUUUGUGGGGCAGAUGAUUGAGGCAAAGCUAGAGGGAUAUAGGCAAGAGCUUUUAGCGAGAAAAUUAAAAAUCGAGGAGUUGCAAACGGAAUUGAAAAAAAAGGAAAUGGACAUGGAGGAGGAAAAAAAUUAUAUGGCUCAGAUGAUGGCCCAAUGGGCUGCUGAGAUUGAAGGGAGCAAGAGGAAGGAGAAAAAGAUGCAGGAGGACAUUGACAGGCUCCAGGAAAUUGAGAAUAGCUUGAGGGAGGAAAUUAAGGGGCUACAGGGCAAGGAAAAGAAGCUUAAAGAAAGCUUUGAUACGCUAAAGCACAAGUAUCAGGUAGCGAAAACUACUGCUCAGAAUUACAAGGAAUAUGCUGCUAAAGAAAAAGAAUUUUAUUCUCUCGAGUGCAAACGCAUCGACGAGGGAUACAAAGAGGCCAUAAGUCGAGUACAACAGAACUUUUAUGAUAUUCUUGAAACACAGGAAAAAGAGGCGAAAAAAAAAAUUGAACAGGUAGAGAAAGAGCACGAGGAGCAACUGCAGAAAUUGCGACAAAAAAAGAAGUACAAAGAAAAAAGUUGAAGUACGUAUUGACUAAUAUUUUCAUUCAUAUAUUUAAUAAAAUUUCACAUAGUUUGCAAUAUAGCUUUUAAAGGCCCUUUCAGAUACGAAGUUAAUAGAGGCUGGUUUUAUUAUAUAAUGAUGUGAACAAAUGAGAGGAAAUGCACUUUAUUGUACAACACAUUUUUAGUUUUAAAGUGAUCAAUAAUGUUCAUGGAAAUAUUCGCGUCAUGUUGAGAAUUUUAUUAUCUUUAACGUUAGUUAGAAUUUUCGAAUAAUUAAAUUUUAGAUAUCAGAGAAUAGUUUAUUAUUAUAGAAUACGACAUUAAGUUGCCAAUGUGGGGACAAACUCGCAGAACACACGUUUGAUAUCAGGUCUCAAAUGAGUUGAAAAAUUUAAUGAAAAUAAAUCCUUUGACUGCCCGGUUGAGAAAUUUAGUUUUAUCAAUUUAACAGUUCUAUUUUAUAUUUUUUUAUACUAGUUAAAUCCACAAUGCUUGCCAAAUUACUACCUUUCAUUUUGUGGUUAAAAAUAUUAAGUUUUCAUGCACAAAACUUUUUCAGUAUUGCUUUCAAAGAGGCCUCAAUAACCUGAGGACGGUUCAACAGCCUUUAUGAUUGAACAGUAUCAAAUUUUCUUGAAUGAGGGUAUAAGGAGGUCUAUAUUGAAGUGGAUAAAUGUAAUAAGUCAAAUAUGACGUUGUUAUUGAUAGUACAAUUAUCUUAGAAUUCAUUGAGCUUAAUGUAAAUUAUCAGCAGACCUCGUUUGUAGCAAAGACAAUUUUUCACAAAAAAAAAAUUGAUAUUUUGUGCUGAAGUCACUCAUUAUUAGAACAAUUCUAAAGUCAACAGGAAUAGAUGAGCCGACUCAUGACAUUUUAUCAGUUUGAUGACGAAUUAAACGUGAAAUUUCUAUGAUCAAUUGUAUUGUAUAAAAUCGUCAGAUUUCUUUAGUUUUCAUUUUUUGUACAGAAUCUAAGUACAAUGUGCAAGAUUAAGCAGCCAUACAUUAGAAAAUAUCAUAAUAUAUUAGAAGCAGGACUGAUAGAGUAUGAUUGAAACACCCCUGUGGGCCGGUUGCACCAAACUCUGUUCGUUAUUUACACCCUAGAAUGAAUUUAUUCCUGUGUGAACAUUAUGGAGUAAUUGGUCGUUAACUGGCGGUUUAUUCGACUGAAGCUGGUGCAACCGGGCCUGAGGCUUUUUUUUUAUAGAGAACCAAAAGUUGAGUGAAAUUAUUAAAUGUAGUGAUGGUUCGCAUUAUUUAAACAUGAAGAAGGGCAUAAGUUUUCCGUAUACUUUGAUACCUUUAGACACAUAAUAAUUCCUUCAUUAAUCGCGUUUAUGUAAUUCAAGCUCUCUUAUAACUGUAUAAAAUAAUCGGUUCGUACAAUCCAUAUUUUGUGUUUUUAGUGCAGAAUAUCCAAUCUACUCUCAUAAUACGUUCAUAAUAUAUAAAUUAGUAAAAGAAAGAUUGUAAAUUUCAUCGUACUGGGCCCAAUUUCGAAUGUCAGAUUUUCUAGUGAACGACGACAUUUAGGAUGACUAAAAUUUCGAGAAAAAAAAACAAACGCAAAAUUUUCACUGACGAAUUUUAAAUUGUAAUAAUGAAUAAAUCAUCACUGAAUAGAGA